Molecule: messenger RNA, 1890 nt
Organism: Ostreobium quekettii
Lineage: Eukaryota; Viridiplantae; Chlorophyta; Ulvophyceae; Bryopsidales; Ostreobiaceae
Source: the annotation of a GenBank genome assembly
AUGCUCCGGCGAUGGCCCCGCGCCCUGCGCGCCCUGAUCCAAUCCUCCCGGAUUGCCAGGCACUCCCCGGCCACCCUGCCAAGCCUGUCGGCUCAAUCGGAGCCAUCCCUCGCAUCGGCUUCGCGCAGGCUCUGCGCGUCCCUGCUGAAUGGCGCCCUGCCGCCGUCCGCCCUCCCGCUGGGCCGCCUGCUGCUGUCGGAGGGGGCCCUGAUCCGAUGCCGCGCCCUGGAGUCCAUCGCGGAGCUCCGGGCAGAUCUGGCGAGCGGCAGGCUGAGGCGGGGGCUGGAUGAUGCGGUGGACGCGGUGCGGCGGGCGCACAGGGCGGCGGCGAGGGAGGUGGCCAGGAAGCGGGCGGAGCUGGAGUUCAAGGCCGUGGCGCUGCUCAACUCGAUCGUGGUCAGCGCGCCGGGGCAGGAUGUACUGCGCUUUGGGAUCCCUGCGGCUGCCACUUUCGUCUUCACAUCACCUGCCGUGCUGCACAUGCGAGGGCAGUGGGCGUCUGCCGCUGCCAGCAACCCGUCUUGCACCACGCUGGCCACCACGUCCCCUACUGUCAUCCAAAUCUUUAUUGAGAGAGUUCUUGAGGAGCUGGCAUUGCUGCUUAGGGCCGUUUACCUGGGGUUGCUUUUCACCCCUGUCAUUCUCACUGCACCCGUGCUCUUGCACUUUGAGGGGAGCCGGCUGAUGUGGUACAAGCUGGUGCUGUGGACGCUUGAGCAUGCAGGGCCGGCAUUUCAAAAAUGGGGCCAGUGGGGGGCCACCCGACCAGAUCUGUUCCCGGCCGAUCUGUGCCUCGCCCUGGAAAAGCUUCAAACAGACGCACCAGUGCACGAUCCUGGCUACUCGAAGAUGGCAGUGGAGAGGGCCUUUGGUCUGCCAAUCAGCGAGAUCUUUGACGAAUUCGACAUCAAACCGAUCGCAUCUGGCAGCAUAGCGCAAAUUCAUCGUGCCGUGCUGAGCCCUGCCAGUGCGUCAUGGACCGGGUGCAGGGCGGGGACGGUGGUGGCUGUCAAGGUCCGCCAUCCUGGGGUCAAUGACCUUGUGAGGAAAGACUUUUCGUUGAUGAUGAGGACGUUCUCUCUAUCUGAGAAGCUGCCUGGCCUUUCAAAACUCAGGCUGUCAGAGAGUGUCCGGCAGUUUGGCGGCCCACUGCACGACCAGUUGGACCUUGUCCGGGAGGCCAAGAACCUGGAGAAGUUCAACAAAAACUUUCGAUGGUGGAGCCAAAUCGGAUUUCCUGACCCACUGCAUCCCUUCGUCACACCCUCUGUCCUGGUGGAGACAUUUGAAAUCGGCAAUGGCAUGUCGGGGUAUGUGCACAGCCCUGAUGGAAAGGAUACGGCAACGAUUGCAAAGAUUGGGUUGAACAUGUACUUGAAGAUGCUCAUCCGGGACAAUUUUGUGCAUGCGGACUUGCACCCUGGAAAUAUCCUUGUCCGGCACACUGACAGGCGGUCAUGGUUGGGCUGGGCGACCCGAAGGUUUGGGAUGGGAUCUCCUACCAACUUGGUGCUUCUGGAUGCUGGGAUGGUAACAGAGCUGUCCAAGGAUGACCAGAAGGGUGUCGUCGGGUUCUUUCAGGGACGGGACUCCUUUAUCUCGAGCAUGAAGGAUCUCUUCGAUGGUCUGGAUAAGGACGCCGUUCGGGAACACACUGCAGAGGUGAUGCGGGCGAUGCUGGAGAGGGUGAGGGAAUAUGAGGUGACGCUGAAGGGAUCGGUGAGCUCACUUGUGGCCACAACACUGGUGCUUGAAGGUUGGUCCACCAAACUGGAUCCUGAUCUCAGGAUAAUAGAGCAGAUGAGGGAGGCACUGCCCGUUGGGCAGGAACAGCGACGGUCGCAGGUGCUCCAGGAUAUAGCCAUGUUGGGGUCCCCGGACGAGUUGUGA